GCGGGAAACGUCUGCUCUGAUGGAGCCCGUCUCUUCAUCCUGAUUGUUUACUUCUGACCUGGGGCGUCGGCCCCCCUUUUGCAUUACUAAUAAUAAUGUUGCUCCUCUUUUCGUGUCUUGACGUCCGUUGCAUUUCUCUCUCUCUCUAUUUACUGUUUUGUUUCUAUUUUAUUUUUGAAUUUUCUUUCUGAUUAUGGGCGCAUCCAAGUUGCAUGGACUAAAAGGUUGGAAUGGCGCCAGUGAGCAAUCAUCUAAAUAUCCGAACAGGAGGAAGACGGGAAAAGGAAAAAGAAGUGGAAAAAAAAAAAAAAAAAAGACAAGAAUGAUUUGUUAUUCUAAAUUUCAGCGAAGCAUGCGUGGAGCGAUGGCCUUUAUAGCCAUGACCUUGGGUAAUUUCGUUUCUUUUCACUGUUCCGUGGUCGACUCAAUUGGAGAUAUCUGCCACCCAGACCGUCUUGAUUUGAUGUUAUUUACCAUGGGAUGGAUAGAGAUAAUACUGUCCUGGUGGACUUAUAAUAUAAUUUUAACCCUCCACAUUUGUAUCGCAUCGUGUAUCGACCAUUUAUAUCACGUAGAACAUAUCUUAUGUGAACCAUGGUUGCUGUUUCUAUGGUUGACGGAACCAAUGGAUUACCGCAUAUAUAUAUAUUCACAUCCCCUCAAUCUCAUCUGUCCAUCAUCCAACACCCGUCAAAUAUUAUCAAUUCCAUCACUGAUGUGUUAUUUUCUACCGUUUUCAUCAGAUAAAGAGCUACUGUAGUAUCGGAUCGGUUUCCAUCCUUCUACUGCUCUCCAAUAUGCUGCCAGCCCGCCGCUCUAAACGCCGUGCUAGCGGGCGACGGUGGUUGUUGAAGAGCGACGAUGAUACGACACGCUGCAGUCAAAACAACUGAUCGUCCCGUGUUCCAGGCCCGGCCCCGGGGCCGUCGCACAGGUGAGACUGACUUCGAAUGUCUCUCUUUUUUUCUUUGCAGACUCUGGGGGGAUUUUUUCUACAGCCA
Molecule: messenger RNA, 1001 nt
Organism: Aspergillus wentii DTO 134E9
Lineage: Eukaryota; Fungi; Ascomycota; Eurotiomycetes; Eurotiales; Aspergillaceae
Exons: 1
Coding region: 194-760 (188 amino acids)
Source: RefSeq, a predicted model, not a curated record